Acaromyces ingoldii is the source of this 1240-nucleotide messenger RNA. RefSeq lists its product as hypothetical. Gene Ontology annotation, molecular function: zinc ion binding; hydrolase activity. The record is from RefSeq and is a predicted model, not a curated record. NCBI's taxonomy places the organism in Eukaryota, Fungi, Basidiomycota, Exobasidiomycetes, Exobasidiales, Cryptobasidiaceae. The transcript has a single exon. Bases 92 to 1177 code for a protein of 361 amino acids.
CGACUUUCUUCUCAGCAGCAGGUGUGACUUUACUAUGGAGGAGGCGGGGGCAGCAGCAGCAACACCAAAAUCGGCACUGCCGAGGCCCGCAAUGGCUGAGCAGUCGUCUUCUUCAACAGCUCCUGCUGAGACAUCACUCGAAUCGGAGCCGCUGAGUACGCUUUCGGAACCGCUGCCCUUGCCGCCCUACGAAUUCGACCCGAGCCUCAGCGAGGACGAGAACAUGCUGACCUGGGUCUCGAUCCUCGCCCGUCACUCGUUCUCCAAAAAGGGCCACAUGGGCACCAUCUUUGUGGCACCGCCAGCCACGGGUGAUCCCAGCUCCCCCUCGCCCUCGUCGUGCCAGCCGCACAUAAGCUCGCGCAUCAGGGCAUAUGCCAACAACACACCGCUUUUGUAUGCGCGCUGCAACGCCAAGACACGCGGUGCUGUGCCCGAGAUUCAUGCAGAGGCGCUCGCCAUCUCUCGCAGUGCCCGACGCGGUGUCAGUCUCGCGGGCGUCACCGUCUACAUCUCCUUUCCGCCGUGCAACGAAUGCUUCAAGCUGCUUCUCGGCGCUGGCGUCGCGCGGUGCGUGUUCAAGAAAUCAGUCUUGCCCACAGAACAGGGCGAUUCCGUCCUCGUCGCCGCUGAGGCUGCAGGCGUGGAAAUGAAGGGCACAUUGGACGAUAUGAUGCGGGCCCGAGUCAAGGAUGGUGGCCUUGAGUCGGAGAAGAGAGUGAAGAAAGCGGACAGGAAACCGCUGUCGGAAGAGGUGCAGAGGCUGCGGGAAAAGGAGCACGAAGAGGACGAAACGAGGGACACGAGGGUCCGAGCCUUCUGGGCAGCGCAGGGCGAGGACGCGACCAAGACACGAGCGAGGGUCGAGAGGGCCUGGCAGGACUGGCACCAGAGGUAUAGAGAGGCGAAGACGCGAGUCCAUGCGAGAUGGGGCAGGCUUAGAUUCAGGGGCCAGAGAAGCGAAGAUGACGAAGAUGACGACGACAUUGACGGCUUCGACGACGCGAAAGAGGCAGGGCCUCAGGCAAAACAGCAGACGAAAGGAGACGACGUGACGGCGGAAGAGGUAGACAUGGACGAGCUCGCCAACGCCCAGGAGCCGAUCUUAGCAAAGAGACCGAGCGAGGAUGGAGAGGCAAUUGGGUUGAUAGAGAAGAAGGUGCAGAGAAGAGAAUGACUGAUUAGUAGUACAAUGAUGGCAUGGGACAGGUUGCUCAGCCCCUGGUCUCCUUUUCCGACU